AUGGCGGCGAGCCUACUAUCCCACGUCGUCUCCGACCUCUGCAUCGGCAAGCCGCCGGUGCGCGUUAUGCCGCCGUCCACUCCCGUCGCGGUCGUCCUUGCGGCGCUCCGUGCCACUGCCGGCGCCGACCCCUUCGUGUUCGUCGAUGCGGAGAUCAACUCCCGCGGGAAGAAGACCCCCGCCGGGUGCGUCACCAAGGUCAGCAUCGCGGACGUGCUCUGCUAUGUGUGCGGCGACGCGGACAACCUCACCGACCCCGCGGCAGCGAUCGGCCGGCCCGUGUCCGCGCUCGCGGCGGCCGCGGCUGGAGGCGAUCACGGCGCCGCGUUCCGAGUCGACUCGCAGACGAGCCUGCUCGACGCCAUUGACGCUUUGCUGAGCAACGGCUCCCAAAGCCUGGUCGUCCCGCUCCACGCGCGCGCCAGCAGGAAGCACCACCUCGUCUCCGGCUGCUCCCCUGCCAACGGCGGCGCCGCUCACUACUGCGUGCUGACGCGGGAAGACAUCGUCCGCCACCUCUUCAGCUACUCCAUCUCCCUCUUCUCCCCCGUCGCGGCGCUCACCGUCGCCUCCCUCGGUCUCGUCCGCCAGGACGUGCGCGCCGUCCAUGCCGACGACGACGCACUCGACGCUAUCCCGCUUCUGCGGAGAUCCAUCGCAGACGGCACAGCCGUGGCCAUCGUCGCCGACGAAGACGCCCUGGUCGGCGAGAUUUUUCCCGGAGUUCUCGGCUCGUGCGACGUCGAUUCAUUGUCUGCGGCCUUCGCCGCGCUCUCUGCCGGCGACGUCAUGACAUACAUAGACUGCUCAUUGUCUCCGCCAGAGUUCUUGCUUCGCUCAAUCCGGGCGCAGCUCAAGUACAGGGGACUGGACGCCAUGGCCGACCUCAUGGACACAGCGGACGCUGCCUCUCUGUCGUUAUCCCCAUCGUCUACCCCGUCGGCAUCGUCGGACGAGGAUUCACCUUUGGGUCAUGCGCGGCGCGCAAGGAGGGCCUCUUCGGGAAGCUUCAGGUGGCGGUCGACGGAGGACGUGGCCGCGUGCCAUGCUGGGAGCUCGCUAGUGGCAGUCAUGGCGCAGGCUCUGGCGCACCGAGUCGGGUACGUCUGGGUUGUCGACGAGGUCAGCGGCGCCCUAACCGGAGUCGUGAACUUCGCAGAUGUACUAGCCGUGCUCCGCGAGCAUCUCCGUGCAGGUGCCACGCAGAUGAACUGAUCAAGUAGCAGUUCAUUCGCAGUUUUGCACUUGUGUGUAAUGUUUUAUACGAACAAGAGAUAAA
This is a messenger RNA of Oryza brachyantha (malo sina), 1279 nucleotides long. RefSeq names its product CBS domain-containing protein CBSX5-like. The transcript has 2 exons. The record is from RefSeq and is a predicted model, not a curated record. NCBI's taxonomy places the organism in Eukaryota, Viridiplantae, Streptophyta, Magnoliopsida, Poales, Poaceae. Bases 1 to 1215 code for a protein of 404 amino acids.